Molecule: messenger RNA, 1217 nt
Organism: Monomorium pharaonis (pharaoh ant)
Lineage: Eukaryota; Metazoa; Arthropoda; Insecta; Hymenoptera; Formicidae
Exons: 3
Coding region: 1-1131 (376 amino acids)
Source: RefSeq, a predicted model, not a curated record
AUGUCUAUACCAACGUUCGUGGACCUGCAAGGUUUUAUCGUUGGAAGAAAGUUUAUCGUUAAGGAGUUUGCUGCUCUCAGAGAUGGAUUCAUUCUCUCGCAUUACAUUUUUCGAAAUCCCGUGCCGUGGCAUCGACUCAAUAAUGCAGACAAACGCCAAGCAUUGUGGUUGCUUACGCAUCAUCACGGAUUACGAUGGAACAGCGGAACGAUUCCAUACAGCAGAGCUAAGAAAUUGAUUACAACGACGCUGACUAGGAACGAAACACCGCCCGUUGUAUACGUCAAGGGACACGAGAAACGAGAAUGGCUGUGGAAUUUGCUUCUGGAUGACACGAAAGAAGACAUAUACGUUGAAAAUAUCGAGGCGCAUUAUGAAGAUAUAAGAUCUUUAAACGAGAUGGACGUUACGCAUACUUUAUGUUGUGCACAGCAUUCAACAAAUUGUGCUUUACAAAAUUAUUGCGUCAGCCGCUCGAACAAAAUGUUCUCCGCCAAAGAAAGCAGCAGUGGUAUGAAGCGUUGCUACGAUGCUAUGUCGUGCGAGAAAAAAUGCGACGCUUUUUUAUACAGUACGUCGGAGCGUCGCGCGGUUCGCGUACUAAGCAGACGAUACGCGCUUACGAGUACGGGGUACAAAUAUCUCGAGAUUGGCAUCAACGUUGGUCCGCCGAGUUACGUGGAAAUCGCCAUAGGAGAUCAUCGGGGGAACGAACUUAUAAUGUCUCUCGAAACAUGGAAGGGACUUUACGAACAGCGACAAAACGUUCUGAAUCUCCUUCGCACCGACUAUAAGGACUUGUACAAUUUUAUUAGCGUUGGACCGCUAACAGCCAGAAUUUGCAUAAUCAGUGACGUUAACUUUAUACGUUUGGAAUCACAAAACGUACGCAUGAUAAUGACCGAGUCGACCGUGCGUCGUAUGUUCGAUUUGGACGGUUGUGUAGAUUUAAUGUUCGAUCGACUAAUUAAAAUUACUGAUAAUGUUGAUAUGCAGUUUACGCAAUUCUCUAAUAUUGCAUCCACCAUAACGAACCCCGAUCAAGUAUCUAACGCGAUACGCGCGAACAGCGUCUUUAAUAAACAUCGGCUUCUCGAUUGUGAGCUUUUGGCUUUAGUAUUUAAUAUGUAAGAGAAAAAUUAUUAUACCGCUUUAUAUGAAUAAAUCAAACAUUAAAAAAUAAAAAACUUAUGUUAUCUAUUUUUUCUUUAUUUUAU